AUGAAGUACAGUUGGAUUCCGAUACCUCCUCUCGAUGGAAUCAAGAGGAAAAGUCUAGCCGACCCUGUGGAAACUCCAGCUCACAGUGGCUGCUGUUUUGCCACAUACAAAAGAAACUUUGAGAGACUUGGCAUGUAUGACCCAGGGCUUGAACUUUGGGGUUGUGAAAAUAUGGAGCUCUCGUUUAAGGCAUGGAUGUGUGGGAGUCGGCUGGAGAUACUCCCAUGUUCACAUGUCGGCCACUUGUACAGAUCCCAUUUUCCGUACACCAUGGCAGGCAAAGCUUUUGUAUUUGAGAGAAACUGUCUCCGUGUGGCCGAGGUAUGGAUGGACCAAUAUAAAGUCUUUUAUCAUGACAGAGUUGAUAAUCUACAGGUUAGUCAUGUCUCUGUAACAGUAACCAGAUAA
Messenger RNA from Candidula unifasciata, 408 nucleotides. The record is from the annotation of a GenBank genome assembly. Lineage: Eukaryota; Metazoa; Mollusca; Gastropoda; Stylommatophora; Geomitridae.